Cadophora gregata is the source of this 1602-nucleotide messenger RNA. RefSeq lists its product as uncharacterized. The coding region runs from base 1 to 1602 and encodes 533 amino acids. The record is from RefSeq and is a predicted model, not a curated record. Lineage: Eukaryota; Fungi; Ascomycota; Leotiomycetes; Helotiales; Ploettnerulaceae. The transcript is spliced from 2 exons.
AUGCUGUUGACGCGCUUGCUGCCUCCGCAGUUCUUGUUGCCAGCAUGGACCACGAGACAAUUAGCAAAAGCUGCACAACGGGCUCAUAAAUCAGAUUACGCGGAUGGAGCUCAAGACGAUUACAACGAUUGUACAAGCCGGCAGCUGACCAAGAGGCAAUUGCGAAGGCUGCAGUGGUCUAAUGUCAGGAGAUUGAAUCUCAAGAUUUCCAAGAGCGAACAUGGACUCGAUUUAUCUCAGGGACCGGCGAAGAAGAAACCAGUCGAGCCCCAAGCCAUUGAACAGCCUGUUCAUGGCUCCAGCUGGUUAGAGGAAGACCACCAACGGCAAAACCACAAAUUAUUAGGGCGAAACAACGACAGCAAUGGCUCCAGUCAAUGCUCCCCAUUGAAGCCACCAGAUGGUGGGAACGGGACAGGCGCAAUGUCCAGUUCCCCACACUUGAGGGAGACGAGCGAUUCACAAUACAUUGUCCAGGAACCGCAGACGAACCCAAAUACGUUGUCACUGUUCGAAGAGCUUUUUCCAGAGGAGGCAGUCGCGCGGCAGAGGAGGGAGAAGAAAGCCAGGGAGAGACUGGAGAAGCUACCAGCAUUCAACUGGGCCGUGGAAAGCAAAGAGGCAGACGAGCGAGACCGUGACCAUGAGCAAGUACGCCAGGAAAACAGGAAGAAACAUACAUCAAGCCCAGAAAUGAACACAAGAACACGUAGUGUACGAGUUCAGCCCAAUUUAGCGCCAAAGGUAGCCUCACAGGAUCGGUAUACAAAGUCGGUGGGGUCUGUUGGGAAGCAAAGUAGAGUCAGUAUUCUUGUUCUGAAGGCAUGCAGCAAGACGCUCGAGGAGAGUGACUUCUACCGAGUUGGACCAAAGGGCAAUCAUAUCGAAAGUUGGACGAAUGGAAUUCUUAAAGUUAUACCUGCCCGCGAUAACCUUACACUUGAACCCUUCGGCCAGUACUUUCUGCUUUUCUCGAGCAUUGCGGCCGCACGACUAUACCUAGACAAGACUAUGCGGCUGCUGGAAUUGUCAAAGUCGAACGAUUUCUUCUCAAAACCUUACGGCCGCUCACGGCUUCGGGAAGGAGAAGAUGUAGACGCCAUAUUGCGGAAUUUCACUUUGGUACCUGCGGGCGGCAAACUUUCACUAAGAUUACUCCGGCCCCCUUAUAGCAAAGGAUUACAGUGGAUGAUCGAUGCAGGUGGUCCGGCCCCCCUAGUUACCAGGCAGGAAAAGGCUCAGAACAUCAUUCUGUUCAGUACAGACCGCGGUGAUAUCAAAAAUCACGAAGUGGAGAAUGCGAUUAUGGACGAUGGCAAACGUCGUAAUCUGCACUGGAAGCUUGCUGGAGCAAAGAGCGAAGCAAUUGUGAAGCUGGAGAUGAAUGCUCAGUCUACUGGGGAGGAUGUUGAUAGCGAAGAGGGUAAUAGCCGCCCUAAGUCGAGAUAUCGUGGCCCAGCGAGAUAUACGAUAUCCUUCAAAGACUCCAAUGAGGCACGAAGAUUUGUCAGAGAGUGGCAUCGACGGCCAUUUCCUACAGAUAGAUCACCGCAGCCGGGGGAUGAUACCCCCCCUACAGUUAAUGCAGAGAUCUUGUGGUAA